This is a messenger RNA of Drosophila sechellia, 979 nucleotides long. RefSeq lists its product as uncharacterized. Bases 38 to 841 code for a protein of 267 amino acids. The transcript has 3 exons. NCBI's taxonomy places the organism in Eukaryota, Metazoa, Arthropoda, Insecta, Diptera, Drosophilidae. The record is from RefSeq and is a predicted model, not a curated record.
AAAUAUUAUCUGGCAUCAGUUCGAAACAUCCGUCAAAAUGAGCAAGCGAAACACUACGGGAUUUAGGAACAUAUUCAAAAAUAUUUACAAACGCGACAUGAAAGGAAACAGGCAGAAGACCUACGUCAUGGAGGAUUCCGAAUCGCAGAAGCCCGAAAUGAAUCCGAGUCCUGAGCGCAAGGAGGAUCGCAAGGAGCGCAGGAAGGAGAAGGAAAUGGAGAGCAAGCGGGAACUGGAGCGGCGAAAGGAACUCGCGCGGGAAAAAGAACGGGAGAAGAAGCAGGAAAAGCAGCAUCAGCAGGAGUGGCGCAAGGAACUGGAGAAGGAACGUCAGCGUGAAAAGGAAUUGCAGCGGGAACAUCUAAAGCAGGAUCCAUCCACCUCCUCCAGAAGGGUAAAUAAAGAAAUCACCAAAUUCGACGAGGAAUUCGAGCGGGACAUUCAAAAGUUGGAACAAAACAUUUGCCAGCUGGACUUUCGCUCCAAAACGAUGGCCACCAUGUGGAUGGACAAGCUGCGCCAGCCACCACACAAUGCAGACGAGGCCAGAUCAAGGAACAUAAUAACAUCCCACCUGCUCAAGUGCUGCGGCGAUAACGUAUUCAAUAAGGAGCCAUUCAAUCAUCCUCCGCCACCACAAAAUUUGACAACCAUAAGGGAGACGAUGAUCUUAACGCGCGAGAGUACGUGCCAUGGAAUGCCCAGUUCCAAGCAGAUGGAACCCAAAGCCAAUCUAACCCAAUUGUUUAGCGAUUCAUACGAUGGUGGCGAGUUCCUAAGCCAGCUUCCCGUGCCACGUGAUGGGGCAUUCUUUAUCUAUUACAUGCAACCAAAUUUAUAAAAGUGAAUUGGAUUUUAAAGGAAAGCCAGCUAAAUUCCAAACGUAAAUCUUCAAUUUGUACUUUUUAUACAAAAUGUUAGUAGGAAAAUGUUGAUAACCUUUACUUUAGUAAAUAAAGCUAGCUCGAAUUGUUUCUUA